CCCGCAUCUCCCGCUUCUUCGCAUAAAUGGCGCCCGCAUCAGACCGCUCGACCAGCACCCAGCUGUCCUCCACCUCUCGCUCCGCCAGGCCUGCGAAGAACAUGCAAUCAACGAGCGUCCCUUCCUCACCAUCGCCACCCAUUGCGGCGCUCCCGAGUCUCUCACACUCAUUGUCGUCAUUCCCGACCAUGACAUCAGUGACAAAGGGCAUGGUCCACUACGGCAUGAGCAGCACGAAAAGCAUAAGCGAGGCCAAGCUGCAGACGGCCCUUAACAACACGAAGCAGAGGCAAGCGGGGACAUCCGGACACCAGGACAAAAAGACUGCGAUACUUGGCCCUGCAUAUUCGUGGAGCGAAGACGAGGACGUGCCCUUGACCAUGACAAAGGGGAAGCGCGCAGUACGCAGACGAAGACCUCUUCAUGAACUGUUUUCACCAAAUUUCCGACUGUCGGAUAAUGUCAUGACAUUCGCGCUUUAAUUUGCUCUGGACAACUUACCGUACUCGUUCAUUUGUUGUACCAAUUCCGUCCGCAUGUUGAUUUCAAGGGUCAAAGGGUCAGUCUGUAGCAAGGUUUCCUGGGAAAAUUGUAUCAUCACAUCGUUACCUUACCUCAUCUUACCAUUCACUCACCGCUUAGCGCAUUACAUACGUGUACGAUGCUGCCAACCAUAAUGAAAAUUACGGACGCACUCUCCGC
This is a messenger RNA of Laetiporus sulphureus 93-53, 702 nucleotides long. RefSeq lists its product as uncharacterized. The record is from RefSeq and is a predicted model, not a curated record. NCBI's taxonomy places the organism in Eukaryota, Fungi, Basidiomycota, Agaricomycetes, Polyporales, Laetiporaceae. The annotation marks the transcript as partial. The transcript has 4 exons.